AAAAUGGCAACACCUGUAAGUCGCCAUUACCAAACGUCCAACUCCGUACGUUUUAUGUCGGAUGUUAUGUGAAUUUUUGUACACUACGGACAUUUUUGACAUUAUUUGGUGACUCUCAUAUUUGUAAGACUCAGUGUAGUGAAACCGAUGUGAUUCCUUUCGUAAUUGCUGUGAUUAAAGACUUCAAUAAGUGUUUUAGGUCUUAAAAUCCCGGCCAAUGUCAGCAGGCGUGUCAGAUCAGCGGAUGAAAGGGCAAGGGAAUCAAGUUACAAAUGCACCGAAAGAACAACAUUUAGAAAGCGGCGGUGACGAGUUAGCUGAGGUACCAUGGCGGCAUCAACAGCAACCUUCUUAUGCGCCUCCUAUCUCGUCGGCCGACCCCUACAGCGCGGCAGGUUAUUACGGUACAACAGCACUUCCUUAUCAAGCUUUUGGAGUCGGGGAUGGGACAUGGUCCACAAAUGGAACAGACCCGAUGACUUUCCUCGGAGGAUACAAUCCUCACGAUUCUUAUGGAAUGGAUGGUAGUGUGUUUGGACCUUCAACUACUCCAUUCUCAACAGCGGCAUUUGGACAACCUGCCUCCACCUUCAACUAUUUUCACGGCAACGGUGACUAUUCGACAUGGGGUCAGUUAGGUCGUGCAAAACAAUAUGAUGAUUACUAUAGGGCUGAUGGACUUUACGUGCCAGAUGGUGUUAAAACAGUUGAAGCUGGGGUACAAGCCCUGUCCCUUGGUGACCACAAACAGGACAAGGACCGUCAACCAGAGCUCAAAGAUAUCUCUUCAGUUUCACAACCCAAAAAGAUGACUUGGGCGUCAAUUGCCAGUCAGCCGGCAAAGCCGGCGCCUUCUUCGCAGAGCGGCGUAAUAAAGAAGAAAGGGCCUGGUAUGCCGCCCCCACCUAUAAUACCCGGCAAGCACAAUAUGGAUAUAAGCACGUGGGAGGCAGGUAAAUCUGCUAAUAUCGUAAGUGCACCACCACCGCUGCCUCCAACUAUGCAACCCCCGGUGCCGGCACAACAGCCUAUGCCUACACCUGCUCCGGUUCCAGCUCCAGUAUCUGUUCCAAUCCAGCAGCGCGGGCCGCCGCCUCCGCAACACCAGCCUCCACCUUCAUGGGCCCAUGCACCUCGUGCUCCACCUCCGCAUCAACCCAUGCAGCCUCAUCAGCCGCGCCCUCCGAUGCCAGCCCCACCAAUCGUCUCGCAACCACCACCACCAGUUGCUGUUCCACAAGUACCUCAUCCUGUGCUUGAUGAACUCCGUAUUAAAAACGAUUACAAUCCCAAGGAGUUUGACUUGACUGCCCCGAUGACUCGAUUCUUUGUUAUUAAAUCUUAUUCAGAAGAUGACAUACAUCGUAGUAUCAAAUACGAGAUCUGGUGCAGCACAGAACAUGGUAACAAACGUCUCGAUGCUGCUUACCGCGAGAGGGAGAAGGAAGGUGGAAUGGUUUAUCUAUUUUUCUCAGUAAAUGGAAGUGGACAUUUCUGUGGAAUGGCUCGUAUGAUGAGCGCAGUAGAUUAUAAUUCCAAUUCUAGCGUCUGGUCGCAGGAUAAAUGGAAAGGGCAGUUUCGUGUCAAGUGGAUUUAUGUGAAGGACGUGCCGAAUGCACAGCUCCGUCAUAUAAAAUUGGAAAAUAAUGAAAAUAAACCAGUGACAAACUCGCGUGAUACUCAAGAAGUGCCCCACCCCAAAGGCCUACAGGUCUUACGCAUAAUGCACUGCUACUGUCACUCGACGUCCAUAUUCGAUGAUUUUAUUCAUUAUGAACGGCGUCAAGAAGAGGAGGAUUCGCGAAAGGUCCCCGCCCACCCGGAAAGUAGCCGGGACGAACACGAGGGCGGUCGCGGCUAUCGCAACUAUCGUGAGCAUCGCGAGCACAGGGACGGACGCGAGCACAGAGACGGGGCGAGAGAGCCGCGAGACAUGCGCGACACGCGUGAGUACCGCGAGCCGCGGGACCCGCGGGACCAACGCGACCAACGUGACCAGCGUGACCAACGUGACCAACGUGACCCGAGAGACUCGCGCGACCAUCGCGACGCACGUGAUUACCGCGAGCACCGUGACGAACGUGAGAACAGAGACUAUUCAUAUCGUGAUUCAGGUUACAGGCCUCAACAUAAGGACCGAGAUGGUUCCCGAGGUCGAGGACGUCCCCGCAAUUAAUUCUGUCAGACGAUCUUGGACGAGGACAGGCUUCUCCCCAUAGACAACUAGUAGUCGCCUUAUUAAUUGGUAAAGCAGUACAUCAAACGUAUGUCGGGAGACGUAUAUAGAGGGGAAUCAGAAAAUGCAGGAGAAGACGUGACCGGUGAAUGUUGCGUUUUAGUCAGAACAAUGUUACAUAAAGUUGUUUUAAACAGUGCAUUGCUAAAAAAAACUUUCAACAAAUUUAAAUAUGUGCUAAAUAAUGUUUUGUACUGAAUGAACAUUUAAACAAAUGCCUAGUGGACAGAUGUUGUAAUUAAAUGCCGAAGCAUGUCGUGCCGUCAGUAACGCGCCGCGGCCAGUGAAAUCGUGGACUUUAUUUUCAAAUUCGUGGACUGAAUCAAUAUAAUAUAGUAAUUUUUAUAACUAGGAAUUUCCGUGGUGAGAGGUGAUGAUCCUUUUGAUUGGGAUUGAUGUUAUGAAAUAAUAAAACUUAAAAUAGAGCACAGGCUCUAGUUUUAUAAUGGUAUAAUACCUCAUGCCUAUAUUGAUAAUGUGAAAUGUCAUCAUGACUUAUUGUAAUUUUUAUAUUACAAACAUUAUAAUCAAAUGGGGUAUGGAACUUUUGUAUACAUUUUUAAUACCAAUAUAUGGAACAAGAAUGAAUUCUCUCGUGGCAUUUAGUUCAGUUUUACUCUGGUCCGUUCAAUUUUAUGUAAUUUAACAUGAUUUCAUUAUAUCUUGUAAUAAAUGUGCAGUGCAUGGGAGACUGGUGUUUAGUUAUGGUAACUGUGACCAAUUUGCUGGCCAAAAGGGGCUGUUAUUCGAGUUUUAGAUUAUGUACUGUUCAUUGUUGAAUCAUUAAUGUUAUGUAUAUCUGUAUAUGUGUUCUUUUCAAAAGUAAUGUUCUAUUUGUAAGUAAAACUACAGUGUGACGAGAGAAACUUGACAAUCAAUAAGAUGGUUAUCGUGAUAAAUGUUAAAAGAUUAUUGCUUUUUUUGUCCCUACGUUAUUUUCCCUGCCAUAGUUUGAAAGUGCCUUGUUGAGUUCAGAAGAUGGUGAACAUCGGGUAUUUUGUUUAGUAGACUAUUUUGUAGCUAGCUACUUCUCGUUUUUGUUGAACAUUCAAAAGUAGUUUAUACUUUGCUUGAUGCAUUCAAUACUAAACGAAAACGCUGUUUUUAUUUCAAUGUUGUUUUUUUUUAUAAAUUUGUUCCUUUAUAAUUUUUAUCGUACUUUGUAGAUUCCACUACUGCAAAUUUUUACAUCUAGUAAAUGUAUUAAAAGCCUACUGUAGAAA
This is a messenger RNA of Bombyx mori (domestic silkworm), 3459 nucleotides long. It is a transcript of the gene Ythdf, whose product is annotated as YTH domain-containing family protein 3. Bases 218 to 2176 code for a protein of 652 amino acids. The transcript is spliced from 6 exons. Gene Ontology annotation, molecular function: mRNA binding; N6-methyladenosine-containing RNA reader activity. Gene Ontology annotation, cellular component: cytoplasm. Gene Ontology annotation, biological process: mRNA destabilization. Lineage: Eukaryota; Metazoa; Arthropoda; Insecta; Lepidoptera; Bombycidae. The record is from RefSeq and is a predicted model, not a curated record.